AAUGAAGAUAUCGCUUGUCGCUUCGUUGGUAUUGCUUGCUUUCCGGCCGGUUUGUGGCAUUUGAUUGAAAUUUUCAAAUAAAAAGACUGUCAGUAAAAAAAUUAACUUAUUAUGAAUAAAAAUAAUUAUGUCGGGAAUAAUCGAAUGUAAACGUUUUUUUCCGAUAGACAGUAUUCAGAAAGUUUGUGAUUUAUUUCAAGAACAACUGCGCAGUGAAAAAGAACCCGACUUGGCAUUGUUUUCAAUAAUUAUUGGUGCAGUUGAAAAUAACUUAACAAACAGUAAAAAUAGUGAUAAAGAUGUUAUUUUAUCCGCCAACAAGUUCAUAAAAAUGAAGUUUCCAUGUGUUGAAUGGGAAGAUGUGAAAUCUCUACAUGAGCGAUUUGUGUCUCUGAUGAAAGGUGGUGUUGACGCAAAGCUUUUGAAUGGAGAAUAUGCUACACGUGAAUUAGUUAAACGUGUUGCUGAUGUGGUGUGGAAUUCUUUGACUCGAAGUUAUUAUAAGGAUCGAGCACAUUUGCAGUCCAUCUACAGUUUUCUAACGGGCAAUAAACUAGACUGUUUUGGAGUAGCCUUUGCUGUUACAGCAGGGUGUCAAGUGCUGGGUAAACGGGAUGUGCAUUUGGCUUUAUCUGAAGACCAUGCUUGGGUUGUAUUUGGAAAAGAUAGGACUGAAACAGCAGAGGUGACAUGGCAUGGGAAAGGCAAUGAGGAUAAAAGGGGGCGAUCAGUGGGUGAUGGUGUUCUUGCUAGAUCAUGGUUGUAUGUGGCUGGUAAACCAGUUGUAUGUACCCGAGUUAUGGAGCUAGCAGCAUUGGUGUCCUCAAUAAAUCCUACACUCACACCCACUAUUGAUGUGCAUGAAGUUGCAUUGAUGCAAUAUAAUCUAUUAUGGUUGCUGUAUGAUAAAGGACAUCUAGAUGCAUAUCCUAUGGCCCUGGGUAAUCUUGGAGAUUUGGAUGAGUAUAUGAGAAUAUCAAGUGGUUCACACGAUAUUGGGGAUUCCUCGGAAACACGCAACUUGCAAAGUAAAGCUCGACCAGAUUCCGCAGCUCUGUACGCACAAGCCAUCCGAUCUUCACGUACUCAUUAUGAAGACAGACAUGUGUAUCCAUACACUUUCCAAGGGGGUUACUACCACCGACACAAGAUGUACAAAGAAGCUUUUCAAGCUUGGGCGUGUGCUGGAGAUGUUAUCAGGCAUUAUAAUUAUUCACGUGAUGACGAAGAGAUAUACAAGGAGUUUGCAGAAAUCGCAAAUGAAUUAAUACCACAGCUAAUGAAAGCUGAAAGUUCAGGCCACUCAGCCAGAUCCAUUUUGAAAGAUCCAGAGUGUUUUGCAUCAUUACUCAGGUUUUAUGAUGGAAUUUGUAAGUGGGAAGAAGGAAGCCAAACUCCUAUACUUCACAUCGGCUGGGCGAAACCCCUAGUGAGCACCAUUUCGAAAUUCGAUGCCGAAGUUCGGGCACAAGUGAACAUCAUAUGUAAUACAGACAUCGAGGAGCCCAGUGGGAAACAAAACACAGAAAAGUCUGAAGGCAAGAAUGGCGAUGAAAAAUGGAACAACAAUUCGGAGAACACGGAGUUGAGCGUCAGGGAGCAGUUGACCGCGGCAGUGAAUAGCCGGCCGCGGGUGACGCUGUACAGCCACAAAAUGGCGGCUCUGAAGCCGUUGCUGUUGGCCGAGAGACUGAACACGCACGCGUUGCAGCUGCAGCUGACGGCGCAGAGCCAGCUGCAGCGGCCGCAGCCGCCGGCCAAGCGCCGCGACGACGACGACGCGGCCGCCGCGCCCGCCGCGCCCACCGCACGCGCCAAGCGGGCCCGCCGCGAUCGAUAGACAUCUAAACCAAGAAACUGCGACAAAUUAAAGCCAUGUGAUUGCACCCUUUGCCAGGACCAUACUGUGAACCCAGCUUUACCAGGUACUUAAAUUUUUAUUUUUAUUAUUAUAUUACAAAAUGUGUAAUACAAAUGAACAAAUUACGUUAGGUCAGUACAAAAGGUUCACUUCGCGAGACUGUUCUUUCAUUGUUGUAAAUGGACUUUUAAAAAAAGUCGUUCCGCGAUACCGUAUGCACCCGUUUGCAACAUGCGCCGUCUCUAAUUACAUUGACCUAAAAUAUUUUUGUUGCCUAUAUGGAAAAAGUAUAUAUAAAUUUUCAUCAUAACAUAAGGUAAUGUAAAUACAGAAAUACGUAAAUGUAAAUUAAUAUUCGUAGAGCCCAUCUUUAUUUUUCCGAGUUUUAUGGAUACCAUUUCUUUCAUUGAUUUAUUCUAAUUGGAUUUAAUAUCAUUUAUAUUAAACUUCCAAAAGUAUUAGUGCGCGUGAAAUGGUACUUGGUGUAUAUCAAUUCUGAUGCCUUUAAUGUGCUGUGCAUGUGUAGGAUCGGAUAUUGAUUAUUAAAUCUAUAAAAUACUGUUUUCAAAUGUAUUUAAAAUAAUGAAUCCAUGUAUCAGUUUACCUAGUUACUGUUACUGAUAUCUUUUUCAAAAUUAAAGCGAGUAACUAUUUUAUGAUACUUAUAGUUUUUGUUCUUAGUAGUAAUAGAAACUUGGUUGCUUUACAAAGGGACGUAAUGACGUUACAAUAAUAAUCCUCAUGAAAAUUCAUGAUGUAAGUAAUUACAAAUAUUUUAUGAUCAAUAUUGUAAGAGUGCAAUAUAAACCUGUUAAAAAUUGUAUUUAAAUAUUUCUACUUAUUUUAUAUAUUUGCUAUUAUGCCGCAUUUAGGAAGAAAUAAUCUCAAUAUUUCAAUAGCACUUAUAACAUUUUAUUAUAAAAAUAGUUACAACCCCAUCAUGUCUAAAUAAUACAGAAAGAGACAACACUAUAAAUGUCCUACACUAUUACUUACAGUCUGUCAAAAAAGUGAGGAAAACUGAUUUUUAAUGAACUAUAUUUUUUUGCCAUUGCAAUACCAAAUAUAUUGAUUUAGAUUGGUUAAUAAACAAUGUUGCCAAAACGAGACAACACUCUUUAUUUAAUUUCUUAUUUUUUUUGACAGACUGUACGUAUUUCACAUACGCAUUUGGUCAUUCAUUCCAGAAAGCAAAUUUAUUAGAAUGAUCAAUCUCUGAGAUAUAUUGAAUGAAUGAAUAUGAUUUAUAUAUGUAAAAUGUCAUUUUACAAAUGUUCUCAUAAUUUAUGUGUUGAGUUCAUACCACCUUAUACAGUGUAUGUGUAUGCUUAUAUAGUUAUGAUUACAGUUUAGUGUGCAUAGUGCGACUUUGCUAUUUACAUCUUACCAUCGAAUCGAUUGCAGUGAAACGCAGCUAACCAAUCACAGUGCGCACUUGUGACGUAACAACAACCACACCAUAAUCUGAUUGGUUUGUUGCAUCUCGCUUCGAAUCGAGAGUGAGAAGUGAAAUGCAAACCCGUACUUCGCCCUCCGAUUUCGCCAGGAGGUCUUCCUUCCAUGCUCUUUACUCCAUGAAGCUAAUAGUAUGCAAUGUAUACUAUUCGUUAUAGUAGUAUUGAAUGCGGGCCCCAGUAUUAUGUCAUAAUAAUGGAGCCCACAUUCAAAGGUAUACAUAUAUUCCUAUCUCAUUCACCUGUGACCCGCCUAUAUCUCUUAUGUAUUACGAGCUAUGAAGUUUAUACAGGUAUGUCGUGUAGCUAUACCUGUUUCCCCGCAAGAAGGACAGUUCUGGUCACAAAUGACAGAGACAGCAAUAUUUAUACUUUGAAUUAAAAAGUUCUUAGCAGUGCGGGUUCAGUCUUAUACAUAGCUUCAUGCUUAGACUACAUUCAGUUGUAUUGGCUGUGCAUGUUAGGUCAGUCAGUAAGGAAAAGGCAAAGUAUUUUUAAAUGUAGAAUUAACGUUUUAAUUGAAGCAUUAUUGUUGCAUUUAUUAUAUAUAAGUAGUUAUUAAAUAUUGUGAUUUUCUGUAUUAUUUAUCAUAGUAAAACUAUGACGAAUUACAACUUACAAUUUGCCAUCGGUUUAGUGAGCUAUGUGUUGGUGUAUAGAGUAGAUACUGCUAGAAUUAUAUUUAGAUUUUCUGAUUUGCCUGAAAAACAUAUGACAGAUUACCUAUCACAUAACAAUUAUAUAUGUUUGUAAACAUUUGUAAGAAAACUUUAAUACCAACUAUUUAUUGGAUUUACUACAAAUGUUACAAUAAUUUUAUGACUGCAUAUCUGUUGGUUGGUUGAACUAAUUCUAAUUGACUGAAUAUCUGAUGAAAAGAAAGUGUUUCGUUAUAAAAUUAUAACCUAAAGCCUAGUGCGCUAGAACUAUAAAUCAAUUUAUUUUGGGAAAUCAGAGAAAAUAAUGUCGACAAGAACUAUUUACAAACACAACACACAUACAACUUUUUUACAAAUAUAUUGUAAAAAAUAUUUGUGGGUGGCAAACUCCCUCCGCCUUUUAAAUAUAGGACUAUAGGUUGACAUGGCUAAGCCUAGAUUAUUUUUUUUGUCGAGUAGGUAAGUUCAAUAGGUAUCAGUAAUUGAAGCUGGUUCAAGAUAAAUUGUUCCGGAUUCUGAUCAGUAUUUAGUAUUUAGUGAUUAAUUAUUAAUUUAUUUAACUUUAAGAUACAAUAAAUAACGCUAGUCGACAAAAUUUACGUAAAAUGUUUCUAAAAUAAAAAUGUGUAUAAAUUACAAAACUUGGUAUCUUAAUUAAAUUUUAACGCAUAGUUAUUCCUGGAAAUUCUCUUUAUGAUUCUUUAAUGUUUAUUAUACAAUUAUGACACAGAGUUACCCCUUUAAAAAUCGAAAAAGAAAAGAGGAAACAGGCAUAUAUUAUUUAUUACGUGUUACCCAGGACCAGAACUAGGACAAAUGCUUAAUUUAGGCAGGGAGAAUAAAAAUGCCAAGCUAUUGAUUUCCCCUCUACUUCAUCUGCUUCUUCACUUAUUUUGGAAGCCUGCUGUAACUGGACUAGAGCUAUCAGUAUAUAUUUUUUAAGUCAUCGAUUGUAUCCACUGUUGAAAAACAAACAAUUUAAAAUUGCAUGGUACUAAAAUUGUCCCUGUCUUUUAACGACUUAUGAGGCUUUGAAAAGCUGAAUUCCUGCUCUGUAUAAUGAUUUAUGCACAUAAUAUAAUCAUUCCAUGAUAACUGUACAUAGUUAUCCUAUAUGUUGUUAGUACAAAUGUUACUUUAGAUACUUAUUUGUAUGCUUUAUUGGAAGUUUUCUGUUCGAAAAAUAAAAAUAAGUUAUCUAUAGUUGAGAGGGGAAUCUUUAAUGAAAUAGGUACUUAUAUUAAAUAAAAUUGUAUAAGUAUACUUAAGUACCUAUCUAACAUGUUCAGACAAGCAAAAUAUAAUGGACAAACCAGAGAGGUUGAAAUUUCUAUAGCGCUAUAUUGAUACACAAUAUUACGAUAAUGUCUUGCUUGUUAUUAUAGCAUUACCUUUAUUAGAAUGAAAAAAUGUUUGUUUUUAUUUCUAAUAAUAAUAGUAAUUACCUUGGUAUAUCUAAAAGUGUUCUUAGUUUUAUCAUGUUCGAGAUAUGCUUUGGUCCCUGUAUUUAUAUGUCAUCUGGCUAGUAUCUGAUUUGUAGUUAAAUUAUGGUCAUUUUUGAAAAGACGGUUAAUUUGUGAUAAAUGUAUUAGAUGAAAAGAAUACAAUCCAGAUUGCUUUGAAGUAAUAUUUAUACUUAUAUAAUAUAACCAAGUAUAUUUUGUUAGUUUAAAAUAAAUUUAUAAAGUA
Plodia interpunctella (Indianmeal moth) is the source of this 5663-nucleotide messenger RNA. It is a transcript of the gene Mnn1, whose product is annotated as Menin 1. The record is from RefSeq and is a predicted model, not a curated record. Gene Ontology annotation, biological process: regulation of transcription by RNA polymerase II; negative regulation of cell population proliferation; negative regulation of cell cycle. NCBI's taxonomy places the organism in Eukaryota, Metazoa, Arthropoda, Insecta, Lepidoptera, Pyralidae. The transcript has 5 exons. Gene Ontology annotation, molecular function: chromatin binding; Y-form DNA binding; transcription cis-regulatory region binding. Bases 128 to 1840 code for a protein of 570 amino acids. Gene Ontology annotation, cellular component: histone methyltransferase complex; nucleus; chromatin.